This is a messenger RNA of Ostertagia ostertagi, 1266 nucleotides long. Lineage: Eukaryota; Metazoa; Nematoda; Chromadorea; Rhabditida; Trichostrongylidae. The record is from the annotation of a GenBank genome assembly.
AUGGCGAAGCGGGUGAGACGGAGGAAUCACGGACAACUACGUACCAGCGAAGAUGUGAUGGCAAAAGAGCCGGAUUUCUCAUCGUCAGAUGCCGGCCCUCAUGCGCCGAUGUUUUAUCAUCCAGCCGAUAAGAGCGAUGACGAAGAAAGACUCAUUCAUAAAGACAUCUCCGUCGACUCGGGCGGGAGCUGGUUCAGUCGCACACGGGAAACGCUGAGAGGGGACAUCUCUUCAAUAUGUUUACUGCUGUUUCUCUACUUGUUACAGGGUGUUCCUCUUGGCCUAAUAGCGGCAAUCCCUUUACUGUUACAAAGCAAACAUGUUUCUUAUGGCCAACAAGCGGUGUUCUCUUUUGCAUAUUGGCCGUUCAGUAUGAAAUUGUUAUGGGCGCCAAUAGUCGACUCAGUGUAUUGGCGACGGAUUGGACGACGAAAAUCUUGGAUGGUUCCGUGUCAGUACCUCAUAGGAUUAUUCAUGCUCGUACUUAUCUCGAAUGCUGCACCUAAUGUGCUAUUUCUCAUGUUGAUAUUCUUACCACUGAAUUUUCUCGCUGCAACUCAGGAUAUCGCUGUAGAUGGUUGGGCUUUAACGAUUCUGUCAAGGAAAAAUGUGGGUUAUGCCUCCACUUGCAAUGCGGUUGGUCAGACUGCUGGUUAUUUCCUUGGUAAUGUAGUAUUUUUGUCAUUGGAAUCAGCAGAUUUUGCAAACACAUUCAUUCGCUCUGCCGAUAACCAAAAACCGUAUGGAAUAAUCGAUUUAGCAGGUUUUGUGUUCUUUUGGGGUUGGGUCUUCAUCGUUUCAACAACCUUAGUGCUGAUUUUCAAAAAGGAAGUGGACAAUUCCGUUGCCAAUUCGUCGGGAGGCGGAAACGAUGGCGAGGAAGAGCUGGAACUUGGGAUCGUAGAAACUUACAGCGUGUUGUGGAGGAUCCUCAAAUUGAAAGCCCAUGCUUAUCAUGCUGUCGCCUUCGCUGCUACCGAUGGUAUUACUGGUCUGAAAUUAAUUGGUAUGGGCAUGCCAAAAGAUAGGCUAGCUAGUUUUGGCCUAUUUUUAACACCACUGCAGAUUUUACUUCCGUGGAUGAUUGGGAAGUGGACGGCAGGGCCAAGACCGUUGAACAUUUUCCUGCUUGCAUAUCCAUACAGGUUAUUCGUUGGAGGGAUAUUUGCCGCUCUAGUGUAUUUCACGCCAUAUUUCAAGCUAGAUACUGGUAAAUUUAAUAACUUAGUGUAUGCUAUAUGGAUAUUCGGCUACAUACUUCACCAG